AUGACGGGAGGGGAGCAAGUUGCGAGCCUUCUGAAGGCCUUGUCGAACAUUCCCAACCUUCUCGCGGGCCUUUCCGAACAAUCGCAGCAGCGACCAGUCUCCAAGCCUCGUACUCGGAAAGGCCCUCGGCGGCGCGAUGAACCCGGCCAAUGGCGUCGGGCCAUUCGGCGCCAUUUCGAUGCCUACCAGGGGGACUCUGUAGGAGCUAUGGAGAUCUCCCAUGGGAUCUUCCAAGUCCCUGGGAGAGAUAUCUGGCAGUCGGGAAUCGAUGAAGUCGACGUUGAUCUCAACAACGUCGACGAGAUGAAGAGAUGA
Penicillium bovifimosum is the source of this 315-nucleotide messenger RNA. RefSeq lists its product as uncharacterized. Lineage: Eukaryota; Fungi; Ascomycota; Eurotiomycetes; Eurotiales; Aspergillaceae. The transcript is spliced from 3 exons. The record is from RefSeq and is a predicted model, not a curated record. The coding region runs from base 1 to 315 and encodes 104 amino acids.